AUGCAGUCAAGCCAAGCCAAAAUACAUAAUGAAAACAACCAGGAUGAUGUUGAAUCUCCUGCUCCACGGCAUAAGAUCCCAUCAAUCAGUCGGCACGUGCGUUUCCCUGAGGCUCCUGACAAUUGCACUAGCGAUGAGUUGAUCGCGGCAUACAUCGCUUCAUGUAAACUCUACAAGACGCCUACUGUGGAUUUUCUGCUUGAACAACUGAGGGGAAUCGAUCUUUCCAUUUGUAAUGAGCGUUACAGUCGACUUUGUCUACGAGGCACGAAACUCAGUCGAUUCCAGAUUGAGACUCUAGAAGAGGUAUUUCGAAGGGUCCAUUUUCAGGAAGUUGAUCUGGAAGGCACCUUCCUCGACGAAGCUUCAGCCACGGCAUUAUUUGAUAUGAUGCUGCACUACGAAACGUGUGUGGAACUGUCCAUUUCUUUGAACCUGGAAAAAGUUGGUCCUAGCAUUGCUUGGCCCCGAUGUAUAACAUAUCUUCGGAAGUCCGCCGCCCUACAGGCCUUCAGAUUAUCUCACACACCACUUGUGGCAAGCCUCUUUAGUGGGCUUUCGCUCUCAGGUCUCUCAUUGAGGAGCCUCACUUUCCGUGACUGUGCUCUUUCUGGCCCCCCGUUAUACUGUCUUCUCCGCCUGCUGCGAUGCCUCAUGACUUAUACAGGUAAUAGCAAUGAUAGUGGCCUUUCCAAAGCCUCUACAGGAGCUAAUGGAAGUCGCUAUCUGCGGCCUUCCUUCCGUGGGCCUAUGGCUCCAGUGCCAUGGGGUCUGAGCCUGCACCUACCCGAGAAUAGGAUUCACGGAGCUGACGCAACGAAUCUUCUUUUGCUUGUCCGUCACCAACUUGUUCUUCUUCCUGGCCCGCCUACUCCCGACACCGUUACCCCUACCGCUGCCUCUGCAUGUACCAAUAAACCCACUGGCGGCUCAGGCUACCUAGAGGAGCUCGAUUUGUCCCACAAUUCCCUUAGAGACGAGGGUGUGCGGGUGUUGUGCUCUGGUCUGCUCCAAGCCUACGAGCUGCAGCAUCGACGUUUGGAAGUCGCCCUUGCUGCGAUCGCUCAAGCUACCGCCACCUUUGACGCCUCUCGCACCAUGAUGCCUCCGAAGUGUGCUUUGCCGCAGGCACGCGGACUACAGCGUCUCAACUUGGCGGACAACGGACUCGGUGGUGGAGGGGCCGGGCGCCACUUAGCUGCAGUGCUACGCUGCUCUAUCGAACGUCUCGCACCCCUCCUCGGUGGCCUUACCCAUCUUGAUCUCAGCGACAACCCGGGCUUCGGAGAUGCCGGUGUGGUCGAUCUCUGCGAUGGCCUCGUUCGGAACUUCACUCUUCGUGAGCUGUGUCUGCGCAAUGUACGCGUUGGAUUUGAUGGUGUGUUUGCUCUUUCGGGAUACAUUGGCGAAACAAAGUCUCUUGUUCACCUGGAUCUUCGGCAAAACACCGUUGACACAGCUGGAAUGAUGGCGCUGACGCGAACUCUCAAGGUCAACAGGUCCCUUACCGCUCUCCUUUUGGACGCCCGUCGUCUUACCUCACCCCCAAAUGAGGUGAAUGACAUGUUACAAAUCCUUCUUCAAGAACUAGAUGACUACCUUCGCAGGAAUCGUAAAAUUCAAUCUGUAUCGCCAAGCUCCACGCUUCCAAAAGACUGUGAAACAUUCUCUCCGAAGAUCCAAACUGCUAUUGAACAUGUGUCUCCGACAAGCACGGCAGAGGAUAUAAACAGCGCUGAAGAGGCAGAGAUCAAGGAGAUCCUGCUUGAUCCGCCAAAGCCUACCGUUACGCACACAAAUGACCUCUCAUUAUUUUGGGGCUCUAGAAGGACUAAAGAACGUUCAGGAGAGCAGUUGAUGUUGAAGGAUGAAAAGGUUUUAAGCACCAGUAUUGAAAGUAAUGAGAACGAGCCCCUAUCACAAUUUACACCGGAACAGGAGCUGGUGGAAUUGUACUCAAAUAAUUUAAGUACUUCUGCUGAUGCACCAAUUGUUGCAGAUGUUGGGACUCCCGUUAACAUGGAAGCUAGCCAAUCCGAACCUGAAAGGCUUGUCGAAGAUCAUACACUGAGCUCUGAUCAGUUAAAAUCGGCUGAUAUAUCGAAACUAGAAAUAACCAAGAAUGCACUGAUCGUCACUAGGCCUGAACCUGAAGACCUUACUGCUGGAUCUUCGAUUGAUUCCGCAACACACAACUUGGAUCGUCAGGGGUUAGCAGCUUCACAAACAAACGAUGCAUCGAAUGCUAUUCUUACCAACGUUGAACCAAAUGCCUCAUCUGAUUUUGGAGCUUGUAAACCUGAAUUUGAAGGUCUUGGCGAUGAGCCUCCGAUGGAAUUUGAAGCUUUUCUGAUGGCGCAGAAAGAAGCAAAUUAUGCUUUGAAUCCAGACUCUAAUGACCAACUGGGAGUCAAUGCUGAAGCCUUCCAGUUAGGUGACUUGAAAACUGAAGGUUUUUACUUCAAUGGCGGAGUGGAUAAAGGUUCUAGUGAUCUUGAUCUCGUAGAUUCACUGAUUACUGCCGAAACAAAUGUAGAACAUGGUUUGGAAUCGUGCGGACCUACGAACAAAGGUUCUGAAAAUGAUAAUGCAGCUGGCUUGGAUAUCCUUCCAGAGGGUCGAAAUAAUAAAAUACCACUCCAAGCUGAUAAAACUGUAAUUGGUGAUGAAGUUCCGCCGAAGAUAGACACUCUACAGGGGGUUCUCUCAGAAUCUGCUGUUCCUCUUUCAAGCGAAUUGAAUGAAUCUUCUGCCAAUAUUAAUGAAAGCUCUGAGGAUUUGCAUAAUAUCGGAGAAACAACGAUUUUCACUCAUUCGGGUGUUAGUGAACCUACAAUAGGUGCUUCCCAGGCUAAAAUAGUAGUGAUGCAUAAAAAACCGAUGCUAUCGGAAGCUAAUGCUUUAGUAAAAUCAAAUUCUGUUGGAGUUGAGGAGAAUUCUGCUGUUUUGUCGAUUAGUGACGAGGCAAAGAUUCCAAUUUCCAUGGGAAAUGUCAAUUCUGACACUGUAGAUCUUUCGAAAGGAUUUCCGAUUGAGUCCAAAGAGUUGCAUAUGGAUAGUUUGGAGCAGGACUUACUUAAAAGCACACGACUUUUAGAUCUUCGCAACGAUAACAACGCUGGAAAACUCGAAACUGAUCUGGUUGUAGAACCUCGAUCUGAGAUCAUGGUUGACCAGCCAGGAAAACUUGAAGAAAAUUUUGGGGGUCUAAAAAUCGCUGAAGAUUUUAAUAAAUCCACAACUUCAAAUGCUUCCAACCUUGAGAUUGAAGGCUCUUUGAGUGCGCAAAGUGUAAAGGAGACUCCCAUGGGCUCAACAGCUACUGAAGGACUUAAAACUUCCGUUACUCUGAAAGCUGGUAAAUUUGAUGUUGAAAACCUAGGCAAUGAAUCAACAGUUGAAUUCGGAGCCCUACAUUCGAUUCAUUCCGAUUUAACAGAUUACAGAACUAAUGAUAAGUCGGUCGAGGGUUCUCUUGAGGUGGAAUCGAGGAUUUGUUCUACUUUCGAAGCGCAAGCUGAAGUAAUAAACAGCGGAAAACUAGUAGAAGUGGAUAAUCUACAGGAUUCUCUCAUCCCUGUUAUUGGAUCUGCUAGCCAGAAAUCAAGUUCCGAGGAUUUGCUAAAGGAGGCAAUGCAGCAGUAUCUCAACCCUGAGUUGGCAGCAGAAGUUAGACAGGGAGAUGCAACGGUCAUUCCUCAAUCGGCAUCAGCAAAUAAAAGGUCGACAAACAUAGAUUCAGAGACUAGUGAGUCUGAUGACUCCCUUUUCAAUGAAUCUAGUAAUUCGCCGAAAAUGACUGUAAAUCUUUUUGACGGUGAGGUCGAGGUAGAGGGAGAUGGGGAAGAAGGAAAAUUCAAAGAGGAUGCUUUCCAGAAGGAUUCUUUGUGCGGCGAAGAAGCAUGUUGGGAUGACGCGGCAUGGGAUGGUAAUGAUGGUAACGACCGAAAUACAUCUUUAAAAAUGGAAGACUCGCCUCAAUCUGGUUCGAAUGAAUGCACAAAAACAGAUUAUGGAAGUGGAUUGGAGGCUGAUAAUAAGUUGCUCUUGGUUGAUAAGGCUUCUCAAGGUGAUUUUGAACGAGUUGGGAGUGGGAUUGAAGGCUCUGCGAAAGUUGCGGAGGGAUCCUUCCACCUACACGAUUCUACUAUUGAAGUUGAGAAUGUCUGGACAUCCGCUAAGCGGAGUGAAAACACAGACGAUGUGGUUAGGGUAGUUAAAUGUGCUACUGAGGACCAAUCAGAACUUCACAGCAUGGAAAAUUUAUCAAAUAUUGAAUUGGGAUCAAUGAUACCUAAUGAGAACUUGCACCAAAUAACGAAUAAAAUGCACACAUCUGCUAUCUUGGAUGAUAAGGUUGUAGGGGAUAUGGGGAAUUCUGGCAAUACCUCCAAGCACGUUGACGAAUCACACACCGAAAAGUCUGUUUGUGUUGCAAAAUAUGAGGCCGUUGCCGAGCAUUCCGACGAUGUGCUUCUGCACAAUAUGGACUUGACCGUUUCUGAUGAAUCUAACAGGUGCUGCAGAACUGAUGGUGGAUGUGAGCUUAUAACUUCAGAGAGGGAAAACAUACAAGAAACUGUAUAUUUGAACUUCAAGAAUGUUUUAAAGAGCUCGUCUACUUUAAUCGGAGCUUCUAAAUCGCUUGAUUUCAUCCCGAUGGAAACAAAAACGAUUUCACUUGAUAACAAAAAGGCGGAGUCAUUUGGGUUUAUGGACUUCUCUGGGCCUAAUGUUGAACGUGAUUGUUCUGGAAGCAAGACAAUAAUUGGACCCGAACAUGUAUCUGAUUCUCAAGCAGAAAUUGUUGGUGAGAAGAUAGAUUCUCAAAGUAAUGUGCUUGGUGGGGAAACGGAUUCUGAGGGAAUCCAGUUUCAUCUUCGAGUCGAUGCACGUUUAGGACUCUUGGAAAGCCCCAAGUCAUCUUUUAAUGUCAACCCUGAAUCAUCACAACUAACCCUUGGUGAAAAUUUUGAAGGUGGGGAGGCUUCAAGUUCGGUUCUCAAGCAGAUUAGCUCAUUGGAAGAAGGAGUUAUAAAUUCAGCAGUCAUGGGAAAUAAAAAUCCAGGUCCUUCAACAGUGAUCGCUUUGGACUUGGAAGGCAAAGAGUAUGCGUCAAAAUUAUCUGAGGAAGCUGAAGGUAUAAGGUCCAGAUCAAUAGCAGGACCUGUUAAUUUUUUGGACCUUCCUCCCGCUGAAACUGAACCACAUUUGGGUGAAUUUGUCUCCCUUCCAACUAUUCCUGUUACGCUCAACAGAGCGUUCGAUACUAUGCCCUUAGGGGAACGAGAGCUUGGCAGGACCUCAAUAGUAGGUUGCGGGGGUGGUUCAGACAACUUGUCAAAUCGGGAUGGAACAGAAUUGGAUAAAUCAUCUGGCCUUCGUAAAACUAAUUCCCAUUUGUAUGCCAGGGACCAGUCGUCAAGUUAUCCGCUCGAUUUUGUUCAUUUCUUACGUAAACCACUUAUUCAGCCUAAUGGCCCUGAGAGUGUUACGUCGCCUACAGGCGAGGCCGAAUUAGUCUUACAGCAAUCACCUGAAGGAAUAGCUCCAGAAUUAUCAGAGAACGACAUUCUUUGUGAGUCGGAUAUUAGCCUUGAUUGUGGAGGGCAACUGGUCAAUCCACUUCCAGAUUCUACAUCUCUUGAGGGAUCAAAACUCGAAGCAGCAGAGGCCAGUUUUGGCAGUUUUAAAUCAUUGAAUCAAAUUGAUGGAGAUCGAAUGUCAAAUUGUCCGGUUCCAUCUUCGCAUGAGGAACCAUCAGCUACAUCUUGUCCGGUUGUGGAGUUGUCCGAAAUGGAUAAAAACAGCACUGUUAGUGGGCUUGGUGAAAGAAAUGCAACAUACGAACCGUCUGAACUACUUUGCACUGGUGACUCCCAUGUAAAUUUUGGGGCUGAAAGGUCGAUUGCCGACGUUUUGUCGACGGAUGCCAAACUUUUUAAUAGUUUCCAGCGUGGCGAUGAAUUAGCUAGAGACGAAGGAUCUCACUCGAAAUCGUCUUCGGAUCCGAAUGCUACUCAUGACUGGAAAGGUGAAGGACUUCCGUCUUUUGAUGUUUGUCAGAUGGAAUCGUCCACUAGAGUCCCAAUAGACGGCGCACACAGCGAUAAUUUCAGUGCUGAGAAGGGACAAAUUGGUGGUAUCAGUGAUGCUAAGUCGCUAGACUUCAAACCGCCCAUUAGAACAAAAGAAAUAACAGGGAUCGAUGAAUCAGAAGUAAAACUGACUGUUCACAAAAUGCUCCAACCAAGCAUUGCAGAAGAUAUCUUAAAUGGUGCAAAUAGGAAUAAUCUAGCCCAAAUCGAAUUUGAUACGAUGUCCACGGGGGUUAUGGCAGUUCAGGCUGAACUACUUUCCCGAUCUGUAGAACCGGAGAUUUUCGGUCCUGCAACCCAACAUGAUAGG
This is a messenger RNA of Hydatigera taeniaeformis, 6408 nucleotides long. The record is from the annotation of a GenBank genome assembly. NCBI's taxonomy places the organism in Eukaryota, Metazoa, Platyhelminthes, Cestoda, Cyclophyllidea, Taeniidae.